Messenger RNA from Elaeis guineensis (African oil palm), 1042 nucleotides. Its product is annotated as mitochondrial pyruvate carrier 1. Gene Ontology annotation, cellular component: mitochondrial inner membrane. Gene Ontology annotation, biological process: pyruvate import into mitochondria. The record is from RefSeq and is a predicted model, not a curated record. Lineage: Eukaryota; Viridiplantae; Streptophyta; Magnoliopsida; Arecales; Arecaceae.
UCCUGGCCCAACUUGACCGGAAGGGUUGGCCUCGCUUAGCCGCACAAUCGCGACUCUCUGAAUUCCCACCUAACCGAUUCCCCUUCUCCAUGACCUAACGCUUUGUCUCCGGUCUCCCUCCCUCUCCCAAGCAAGCUCUCAUCCCCAUCCAAUCGAGUCUCUGGCGCCGGCGCCUUCCGAUCCUCGAUUCCUUGGUUCUUGGCUCGUCUCUUCUAUCAUCAGGCGACUCGAUCUCGUCCCAGCGCCUUGAUCUUGUUCUAUUAUCCAGCGCCGGCGAUCUUCGAGCCAUUUGGCCCCCGACGUCCCAGAUUCUUUGGUUCGGGUUGCCUCCUUAAGGUACUGAAGGUUGUUUAUUGCAAUGGCGGCCUUAAAAGCUUUUUGGAACAGCCCGGUCGGUCCCAAGACAACUCAUUUCUGGGGACCUGUUGCCAACUGGGGCUUCGUUAUAGCCGGUUUGGUAGAUAUGCAGAAACCCCCAGAAAUGAUCUCUGGCAACAUGACUGCAGCCAUGUGUGUCUAUUCAGGACUCUUCAUGAGGUUUGCAUGGAUGGUGAAGCCACGAAAUUACCUGCUUCUAGCAUGUCAUGCCUCUAAUGAAUCAGUUCAGCUUUAUCAGCUAUCGCGUUGGGCAAAAGCCCAAGGAUACUUGGAUAAGAAAGAACCAGAGGUGAACCAGUAACUUCCAGGAGCUUCUUCAAAAGUGUUAUUGUGUAACUCAAUAAAAGGAUAGUGUGUAACUCAAGCUUCUUAUUGAUCAGACAGCACCAGAAUCUUUCAUGCUGAACCAUUAUUUUGCAUGAAAAUUACCCCCUGGGAGUCCCAUUUUGUUCACAAACAAGUCCAAUUUACUCAUACAUGAUGGUAUGUUUCGUUGCUUCUGGAAUCCUGAUGAGCUGCCUGGAUUUAAGAACCCCUUUUGAGUAUGACAAGGCUCCAUGCCAGAUUUAGAUGCAUGUAUUAAGUUGAUCAAACCAUUUGUUGGCUUCACUCUAGUAUGUCCUGAUCAUCUAUUUGGCUUAUGAUGAAUGGAGCCACUGGACAG